GCGUGCGCGUUACGCACCCCCCUUCGUUGUCGCACUGCAGAACCUCUCUCUCCCUACACUCUUUUUUUGAGUCUUUGCGUUGUUUCAGUUCUUAUCCUGAGUUGCAGCAAGUCAGAAUCUGACAAGCCCUAAUUCCAAAGUUCGAUCCUAUCAUCUCUCUUAUUUCUUUCUCAAUAGAAACCGUCUCUUGAAAUUUGAUUUUUCUUCCACAAAACCCUAGUUAUAGUUACCUCGAUUGUCUCAUCUGCGUCUCAUCUUCUCAAAUCAAAACCCUAGUUCAUAUUUCCCGAGCUUCGAAUAUCAAAAUCAAAAUUCAUACCCUCUGAUCUUCGAGAAUUGAAUCAACAAAAUCCGUGGUUUUACAGGAUUUGGAAAUCAGAAGCGCAAUAGUUGCAAUCUUUUAGAUUUGGAAGUCAAAGCUCCGUGUUGACGGAUUCUCCAUCUCGGUUGUAUUUGGGACGGCGAUUAGAUGUUAACUCGUAUUUGAAUUUCAAUUCGACUACGUAUACGGUAAAAUUUGGGCCUCUUGCCUCUUUAUCUUUGAGUUGUUUUGUUUGAUAGAUGAUUCAAAUCUUGCAACUCUUCUGGCAUGUUUGUCCUCAUCAUUUCAUUCAUUGACAAAUUAUUCAUAGUUGAGUGUUGAUAGUUUUGAUAGUUUUAAUAGUUUACGUUAUUACAAAAAUGUCGGUGGAGAGAUCAUUUGAAGCAUGGGAAGAGGUUCAGAGGCAUGGCCAAGAUUUAGCCGACAGGCUUGCUCAGGGUUUUACCGGAUUAAUUCAUUCUCACAUUAAUCCUCCAUCAUUUUCAUGGCCGAAUCCCCAAAAGGGAAUGUUUUUUGAUGUCGACUUCCCGAGCCAGAGUUUGGCAAAAGGGGAUUUUGGGCGUGUAACUCAUAAUUCUGGAAUCAAUGGGGUUUCGGCAAUUUUUGAUAUCGGGAACAGGUUAGGGCAAGCUGGGGCGGACUUUGGAGCUUCUUUGAAUGGUGUGGUUCAGCAGUUUUUCAGGAGAUUGCCGGUACCCUUUCGGCAAGAUGAGAAUUCAGUUGCAUCACUGCGGACAGAGCUGAAUAGCCAAAGAACGAAUAUGGGUAUAACCAUGCAGGAGGAUUUGGGAUCCCUUGCGGAGAGUUUUAGGGAUUCUGGGUUUGCUGAAAAUGAUACGGUUUCAAAUGGGUCUAUGGAUGAGGAGAUUCCGGGUUUCAAUUUAAAAACAUCAGGCCAUUUUGGUAGACCACAGGGUACCAUUAAUGUUACAUCAACGUAUGACAGUAGAACACGUGAUGUGGAAAGUUCUUUGGUUGCAAGGGGAGACUUAUGGAGAGUAGAGGCGUCGCAUGGUAGUUCUACCUCUGGAAAUGAGAAUUCAUCCGUCUUCCUUGUCCAGCUAGGACCAUUACUUUUUGUUCGUGAUUCAACACUUCUUUUGCCAGUCCAUCUAUCAAAGCAGCACUUACUUUGGUAUGGUUAUGAUCGAAAGAAUGGAAUGCAUUCUCUUUGUCCAGCGGUGUGGUCAAAGCACAGAAGGUGGCUGUUGAUGUCAAUGAUCUGUCUCAAUCCUUUGGCAUGUUCAUUCAUGGAUUUGCAGUUUCCAAAUGGCCAGUUCACCUACGUAUCUGGUGAGGGCCUGUCAACCAGUGCUUUCCUACCCUUUUGUGGGGGUCUCCUUCAAGCUCAGGGUCAAUAUCCAGGGGAGAUGAGGUUCAGUUUCUCUUGCAAGAAUAAGUGGGGAACUCGCGUCACACCAACAGUACAAUGGCCUGAUAAAUCAUUUACAAUGGAUCUUGCACAAGCUUUAGCCUGGAAGAGAUCUGGUCUCAUGGUGAGGCCAACCAUCCAAUUCAGUGUAUGCCCUACCUUUGGUGGAAGCAACCCUGGGUUGCGAGCUGAACUUAUAAAUACUGUGAAGGAGGAGCUGAGUCUGAUCUGUGGUUGUGCGCUUGUGACACAUCCUACUGCAUUUGCAUCAGUAUCUCUUGGCAGGUCCAAGUGGAAUGGAAAUCUUGGAAGCUCAGGGAUGGUUGUGAGAGUUGAAAUUCCUCUUGGCAAUGUUGGCACGCCUGCCUUCUCUGUUCAGCUGAAUAGUGGUAUUGAGUUUUGAUAACGUCUCCUGUUUAAUUUGCAGUAAAGUGUAUAUAGCCUCCAGCCCCAAAAUAUACUGAUUGAUUGUGUAUAUACCAACCAGUGUACAAAUAAAUCCCCAAUUGUUCUCUUUCACCAUGUCAAUUCUGCUUGGACUAUGGAUUUUUGUUACAGGGAGCAGUUUUAGUACAAGGGAAGGACAUAAGAAAGGAUUGUUAUGUCCUAUGGGUAAUGAAUGAAUCUGAGUCCUCGUUUUUAGCGUAGUUUCUGAUUUAAAA
This is a messenger RNA of Cornus florida, 2356 nucleotides long. RefSeq lists its product as uncharacterized. Bases 682 to 2097 code for a protein of 471 amino acids. Lineage: Eukaryota; Viridiplantae; Streptophyta; Magnoliopsida; Cornales; Cornaceae. The transcript is spliced from 7 exons. The record is from RefSeq and is a predicted model, not a curated record.